Punica granatum (pomegranate) is the source of this 3174-nucleotide messenger RNA. The record is from RefSeq and is a predicted model, not a curated record. Lineage: Eukaryota; Viridiplantae; Streptophyta; Magnoliopsida; Myrtales; Lythraceae.
AAUAAAUAUAUACUCUCUCUCUCUAACCUCCCUCCCUCCCUCUCUCUCUCUCUCUCUCUCUUUUCUCUGUGUAUCGAUCUCCGUUACAUGAUUGCGCAGAUCAGCCGAGGAGGCAAACCCCGAACUGCCAUUUCUCUCUCAGUUCUGUGGAUAUUUCUCUCUCACUGGUUGUUGAAUUUGGGGAUAUGUGCGGUUGUGCUGCGUAGUGCGUGGAGCUGAGCUCAGAAGCAGCGGCGGCGGCGGCGGCUCCGAUGUCGGCCCCCCCUGCUCCCUCCAAGUCCUGCUACAACUCGCACUGCACGGAGCUCAGGCCGGACCGGCCGAGGAAGGGGUGGCGGCUCCGCACCGGCGAGUUCGCGGAGCUCUGCGAUCGAUGCGCUUCUUUAUACGAGGAAGGGAGAUUCUGUGAGACCUUCCACUCAAAAGCUUCUGGCUGGAGGGAUUGUGAAUCUUGUGGGAAGCAUGUUCACUGUGGAUGUAUAGUCUCUGCUCAUACAUUUGCAUUGUUGGAUCCUGGAGGAAUUGAGUGUGCCACAUGUGCUCGGAAAAAUGUUCAUUUUACAGCAAGUCCAGCAUGGCCAGCUUCUUUGUUCUUCCAUGCAUCUUCUCCUGAUAGACUGAAGGAUCAUCCUGUCAAAUUGAAUCAAUUAGCAGGAUCAGGUCCUGUACCAUGGCGGCAAGCACCCAGUUUGUUCAAUUCUUGCAUUCCUCGGCCUGAACUGCAUCCAAGGUCACCUUAUGAGGUUGAUGGAUCAAUUAACACCGAUAGACUUUUGCCUCGCGAAAGAUAUGCCCCCUUGGAUUUUUCUGAAAGACUUAUGAAUGGAAGUGUCAAGCAGGGUCCGAUAGAGAAAUAUGAAAAUGGACAUGCAGCCCUUAGAACCGAGGAGCAUCAGAGUUGCUUUAUGAAUAAUCCUCAGCACUCUGUCUCUCUGAAGGAAGAACCAUCUACGCCACAAUUUGGGUUGGCCACAUCUUAUGCAUUAACCAAUGAAACAAAUGGACAUCUAGGGGUUGCAGGACCUCAGUUUCGGCCAGCACCUCCACCUACAUUGGCGAAGCAUUUUUAUGGUAAUAUGCUCCACGAAAUCAAUUCUCCGGUUGAAAAUCAAAUACGAAAUGGACGGCCUCGUGGUGAUGUCCGUGGAAAAAAUCAAUUGCUUCCUCGCUACUGGCCCAGGAUAACUGAUCAAGAGCUACAGCAAAUCUCUGGAGACUCAAAUUCUGUCAUCACUCCUCUGUUCGAGAAAAUGUUGAGUGCUAGUGAUGCUGGUAAAGUAGGACGACUAGUGCUGCCUAAAAAGUGUGCUGAGGCCUAUUUCCCUCCUAUUUCCCAGCCUGAGGGGUUGCCUCUGAAAGUUCAGGAUGCAAAAGGUUCAGAAUGGACAUUCCAGUUUCGAUUUUGGCCUAACAAUAACAGCAGAAUGUAUGUGUUGGAGGGAGUUACCCCAUGCAUACAGUCUAUGCAGUUGCAAGCUGGUGACAUAGUUACAUUUAGUCGAUUAGAGCCAGAAGGAAAACUGAUCAUGGGAUUUAGAAAAGCUUCUGCUGCUCUACCAUCUGAUCAGGAAAAUGAAGCAGGUAAAACUGUCAAUGGAGUUCCCGGACAAGUUGGCGAAGCAGCAGAUCCUAGUUCAUGGUCUAAAGUGGAUAAAUCUGGAUAUGUAGCAAAAGAUGCGCCUGGUGCUAAGAUUUCCUUGUCCAGAAAAAGAAAGAAUAGCACCUUGGGUUUGAAAAAUAAGCGCUUAAGAAUAGAUAGUGAGGACCUCAUUGAACUUAAGCUGACGUGGGAAGAAGCUCAAGGGCUUCUUCGCCCUCCUCCAGACCAUGCUCCAAGCAUUGUGGUCAUCGAAGGGUUUGAGUUCGAGGAAUAUGAGGAUGCUCCAGUACUUGGGAAGCCAACAAUAUUUGCAACUGAUAAUGGAGGUGAAAAGAUUCAAUGGGUUCAAUGUGAAGAUUGUUUGAAGUGGCGCAAAGUACCAGUGGACUCUCCACUUCCUUCAAAGUGGACUUGUGCUGAAAACAAAUGGGAUCCUGAAAGGUCUUCCUGUUCGGCAGCUCAAGAAUUGACAUCAGAAGAGCUUGAAGAUCUGUUACGCUCCUCUAAUUCAGCUGCUUCUAAAAAACUGAAGGCUCCUAAAGAAGAAACUGCCGAAGCUCUGGAGGGGCUCGAUACCCUGGCAAACCUUGCGAUCUUGGGAGAGGAAGGAGAUGGGACCCAAACAUCAUCUUCUCAGGCCACAACAAAGCAUCCUCGGCACAGACCAGGCUGCUCCUGCAUUGUCUGUAUACAGCCUCCGAGUGGAAAAGGCCCUAAACACAAGCAGACAUGUACAUGCAAUGUCUGUCUCACUGUAAAACGCCGGUUCAAAACCCUCAUGAUGAGACGGGAGAAGAGACAGUCCGAGAAGGAGGCAGAAGGUUCAGGGAAGAAGCAACAAGAUCAGGUGAUGCCUAUGCCUGACAAGUCCCUGGAAGAAGAUCUCUCACAGUCAAAUAGCAGCCCGAGCUUGAGAAAGGUGACUGGGCACGAGGGCUCCGAUGAAGACCUGAACAAAAUGAAGACUUCUGAUUCACCGUUCAGGGGCCAGAUUGACCUCAAUAUCCAGCCGGAGAGGGAGGACGAGAUGUCCCCAGGUUCAGAUUCAGGCAGUGGGACAUUAAUAAAGCCGCUCGACGAUGCUACAGAAGGGUACCUUGUGCAGGGGUUCCCUCCCUCUGAUGAGAACCGGAAUCCUUCAGGGGACAAUGCAACUGGCAGCGGCCACCAGGAAGCCAAGGUACCACCUCCUUCAGCUAACGGAUAACGAAAGUGCUGCUUCUUUUGCGGUCUGUAAUUUUGAUGGCAAGGAGGCAAGCUAGGGUUGGCGGGGACCGGAUUGAAGUAUGCGGGCCUGCCUUCUCGGGGGUUUGUACAUAGAGAAAGAUUAGGGGAAGUUGUAAUAGUAUCUUCUUUGGCUGAUUACAUACAGUAAUUCUUUGCCCAAUGUUUACAGAAGGAUUUUAUCAACAUUCAUAUGAAAAGAGGGCAGUGUUAGGUUCUCCGAGUUUGAUUUACAGUGUUUGCUUCUUAUCUUACCAGCCCAGACUUUGCCCUUUUUCCUUGUAUGAUCAAGCUAUAAGUAGGCAUUCUCUUUUAAGUUUUCUGCUAUAGAGAAGAAAAGUUCUAUUUUA